GGAGCCAAGAGGCGCCCCUGCCUGGCCCUGAACUCCCGGCCCAUGUGAGUGAGUGUGUGGCUGCCUAAUAGGAAAUAGUCGAAGCACUCAGGCAGGUCAGUCGGCGAGCGCUGCGUUCCGGCCCUGGGCAGCCCAGCGCGUCGCAGAGGCCGCGGCGCCGGGACCGGUAAGCCGCGGGGAGGCCGGGAGCCGGGCGCGGAGCCGAGAGGGGCAGCGGCCCGGGGGCCUCGGCUGGCCCGCUUCUGCUCCUCCGCUCCUCCUCCUCCUGCCGCUGCCUCGGCUGCCCCCCCGCCUGCCUGCCUGCCUGCCUCCCGCCCUCCGAUGAGCUCCUACUUCGCCAACCCGCUCUACGCCAAGUACAAGGCGGCGGCGGCGGGCGGGGGCGAGGCGCCCAUCAAUCCCGCGUACUACGACUGUCACUUGGCCGCCGCCGCAGCCCUGCUCUACGGGAACAGCUUCCCCCCGCCCGGGCACGGGCCCGGCUCCGGCGGAGGCGGCGGCCCUCCGGACUACUACCACCCGCACCCGCACCCACCCGGCCCGCCGCCCGCGCAGCAGCACCUGGCCGCCGCAGCCGCCGGCAGCCCCGCGCCCUACCCGCCGCCGCUGGCCCCGCAGCCCGCCUGCGCCGGCCCCGCCGAGGCCGCCAAGUUUUACGGCUACGAGCCCUUGCAGAGGCCGCCCGUGUUCACCGCCCACCAGGAGGCCGAGCUGGUCCACUUCCCGGACUGCAAGGCGUCCAGCGCCAAUCUCGGCGAGGAAGCCGAGCACCUCCACCAGGGCGCGUCGCCGGCUCCCAUGUUCCCCUGGAUGAGGCCGCAAGCGGCUCCGGGCCGGCGAAGAGGAAGGCAAACGUACAGCCGCUUCCAGACCCUGGAGCUGGAGAAGGAGUUCCUCUUUAACCCUUAUCUGACCAGGAAGAGACGCAUCGAGGUCUCCCACGCGCUGGGCCUCACCGAGAGGCAGGUCAAGAUCUGGUUCCAGAACCGGCGGAUGAAAUGGAAAAAAGAGAACAACAGGGACAAAUUCCCGGCGGCCAGGCAAGAGGGCAAGGAGAGCGGGGAGGCCAAGGAGGAGGCGCGGGAGGAGCUCCCGGGCCGGGAGGACGGCCAGGCCGACCAAGGCUCUCCCCUCUGAACCUGGGCUGAGGACUAUGGCACAUGGGGAGGGGGCAUCUCCUGGCCGCCCUUCCGCUACUCUCAGGCACCUUCGACGCAAGGCUCCCGCCUUGUCUCUCAAGCUACCUUAGGACGUUUCUGGGCUAGAUGAGCGUUUCUUUGAUUUGAUCCUGCACCCGGCACCCUCGCGGGAGGCCAAAAAGACUGUAGCACGUCUUUUUCUUCCCCUGGAAUUUGAUACUUAAAAAAAAAGUCCUAGUAAUUUUGUACGCUGUUUUCUUGAGGGGUGGGGUGGAUUUUCUCUUCUGUUCUAAGGAACAAAUUGUCAGGUCUGUUUAGGAAUCCAAUCAGCCAUAUUUUGCACCUGUAUUUAUCUUGAAAAAAAAUUUCCCUCUCCCACUUAUUAUUUCUUGUAAAGUAAAUUAAUGAAGAGAUUUAUUGAUUUGUUUUUGAAGGGAACGACCUUAAUGAGACCUUUUGAUUAUCAGUAACCGAACGAAAUAAAACGAAAUUUAUUUCUGUGCAAACAGUCA
Molecule: messenger RNA, 1651 nt
Organism: Eublepharis macularius
Lineage: Eukaryota; Metazoa; Chordata; Lepidosauria; Squamata; Eublepharidae
Gene: HOXD8
Product: homeobox D8
Exons: 2
Coding region: 322-1137 (271 amino acids)
Biological process (GO): regulation of transcription by RNA polymerase II
Cellular component (GO): nucleus
Molecular function (GO): DNA-binding transcription factor activity, RNA polymerase II-specific; RNA polymerase II transcription regulatory region sequence-specific DNA binding
Source: RefSeq, a predicted model, not a curated record